Messenger RNA from Elaeis guineensis (African oil palm), 2021 nucleotides. RefSeq names its product flavin-containing monooxygenase FMO GS-OX-like 9. NCBI's taxonomy places the organism in Eukaryota, Viridiplantae, Streptophyta, Magnoliopsida, Arecales, Arecaceae. Gene Ontology annotation, molecular function: N,N-dimethylaniline monooxygenase activity; flavin adenine dinucleotide binding; NADP binding. The record is from RefSeq and is a predicted model, not a curated record.
AACUAUCUCUUUGACCAUAUCUAAUUUUCUUACAACCUUAGCCCUCCAUUUAUUUUUUGAGAAAUAUCGACCCUCCAUUCAUAACCGUGCAACCUAAUAGAAAAACUGACUGAAUGCUUGCUGCACAGGCUGAUCUUUACAUCACCUUUUUUUAUAGCAAUCAUGCAGUACCUUAGUCUUGCCAAAAGCUUGUCCUGGUAACUUUCCAUCACUUUGAGGCCUUGAGCCACUAUGUAUUUCUGUCCCAGACCACACACCAAUUCAUUCAAAUCCCCUGCCAUAAUGAAUACGGUCCUGUGUCUCCCUAUAAGCUACCAUGUCCAUUGGAGAACUCGACAUAAUAAGGCACUGUAAAUGAGUACACCUAUUGUCCAGUUUCUCCAUCUACCAUCUAUCUAUAAAACUCACAGCUUGCUCCCCUCCUCUAUUGAGAAAGCUACCUCCAAAGAUCCAGCAUGAUUCCCGAGAUCAAACAGUCAAAAUAUGUCUGCGUGAUUGGUGCAGGGCCUUCAGGGUUAGUUGCUGCAAGGGAGCUGAGGAGGGAAGGACAUUCUGUGGUGGUCUUGGAGCAAAACCAUGAUAUUGGAGGACAGUGGCUAUAUGACCCAAGGGUGGAAGAAGAAGAUGCCUUGGGUAGGGUCACUCCGUUGAAGGUCCAUAGCAGUGUCUAUGCCUCCCUUAGGGUAAUGUCCCCUAGGUUGUCCAUGGGUUUCACUGAUUUCCCAUUUUUGGCAAGGAAGGGAAGGGAUAUGAGAGCAUUUCCUGGUCACAGGGAAAUUUACUUGUAUCUCAGGGAUUUCUGUGACUGGUUUGGAUUGAGGGAGCUGAUAAGAUUCGAUACUAGAGUAGACAAUGUAGCCAUGGUGGGUUCUGCAGAGUCUGGCAACAACUUGAAGUGGGUUGUUGGAUCCAAAGCGACGAAUGGUGGAAAGGUUGUGGAAGAGAUUUUUGAUGCAGUAGUUGUGGCAAAUGGGCAUUAUUCUCAGCCAUGGAUGCCAAACAUUAAAGGAAUGGAUGUUUGGACAAGAAAGCAAAUACAUAGCCAUGUAUACAGAGUUCCUGAGCCUUACCGCGAUGAGGUUGUAGUAGUAGUUGGGAGCUCACUGAGUGGCCAAGACAUAUCUAUGGAACUUGUAUCUGCAGCAAAAGAAGUGCAUAUUAGUUCCAAAUCUUUAGAAAUCUCGGAGGGCUUAUCAAAGGUCAUUUCCAAGUAUCCAAACCUACACCUACAUUUACAGAUAGACUCUCUUUGUGAAGAUGGACAGGUUUUAUUUGUUGAUGGCUCCUCCGUGAUUGCUGACUCUAUCAUUUAUUGUACAGGGUAUUCCUAUUCAUUUCCAUUUCUUGACACUAAAGGAAUAGUGGUGGUAGAUGGUAAUAGAGUGGGGCCUUUGUAUGAGCACACAUUUCCCCCAUUACUUGCUCCAUCUCUCUCUUUUGUGGGCAUUCCGAAGAAGAUCCUUGGGUUUCCCUUCUUCGAAUCGCAAGCAAAAUGGAUAGCGCAACUACUAUCCGGUAAAAAAACAUUGCCCUCGUCAGAUGAUAUGAUGAAGGCCAUUAAGGAAUUCUAUCGAACAAAGGAGAUUGAAGGCAUACCAAAGCGCAAACAACAUGAGAUCGCCAGCUUUGAGUAUUGUGAUAUGUAUGGAGAUAAUUGUGGAUUCCCACACUUGGAGGAGUGGAGGAAAGAAAUCUGCCUCUCAGCUUUAAAAAAUUGUCUCAUGAACUUGGAAACUUGUCGUGACCAAUGGGAUGAUGAUGAUGAAUGGCUUCAGGUGGCAUACGAGAGCCAUUGUUUUACCCAGCUAUAUGACGCCAAUGAUGUUGCGCUCUAACUUCUUCUUGGAGGACUAUUGUGAUCAAGUUAUUCUUCAUUCAUAUGCUUCUCUUUGUCCAGUGUAUCCACCAAGGAUGCAUUAUAAAGAAUUGGAAACAAGAAAUGAGUUAUCAUGUAAUCACAUAUUUAUAACCACUUGGCGGUACUUUUAUGUUGUCAGAAAUUAUUUAUCUCACAUUUGCUC